This is a messenger RNA of Alligator mississippiensis (American alligator), 4146 nucleotides long. RefSeq names its product apolipoprotein O like (gene APOOL). Gene Ontology annotation, biological process: cristae formation. Gene Ontology annotation, cellular component: MICOS complex. Bases 93 to 956 code for a protein of 287 amino acids. The record is from RefSeq and is a predicted model, not a curated record. Lineage: Eukaryota; Metazoa; Chordata; Crocodylia; Alligatoridae. The transcript has 9 exons.
CAGAGGUUUUCGGAGCCAAUACCAAUAGCUGAUUUUUAAGGAGGCAUAUCGGCCGAUACUGAUCUGAUUUCUGAUGCAGCUGUGUGCAGCUGAUGGCCAAGCUGGUCGCUGUCCCUUGUGCUCUGGCAUGUACAUCUAUUAGUGUAUAUGCUGCAACAGAAGAAGGAUCAAAAACCCACCCAAUAAAGCCAAAUCAGCUUCCCAUUUAUUGUGCACCACCUCUGAAAUCUAAAUACAUUGAAGAACAACCUGGUCGUUUGCAGAUGGGCUUUUCUACAUUAAGAAAGACAGCUAGUCGCUAUGUUAAAUGGACCACGGAUGCCUAUGUCUUCGUUAAAAAUGGCAUAAUGGACUCAGUCCAAUUUGGCAAAGAUACAUAUGUUUAUCUGAAGAAUCCACCUCCAGAAUUUCUUCCAAAAGUUGGUGUAAUUACAAUUUCAGGCCUAUCCGGUAUAGUCCUCGCAAGAAAAGGUUCUAGAUUUAAGAAAAUUGUUUAUCCAUUAGGACUUGCCACUUUAGGCAUAUCAGUUUGUUACCCAGCUCAGUCGGUAAAAAUCACUAAGGUAACAGGGAAAAAGGUAUAUUCUGCAAGCCAUCAAACGUAUGAAACAAUACAGUCGUUAUGGACAAAAAGCUCUUCUGUCAAAGAAGAAGGCACAAAGCUUAGUUCGCAUCUUCAGGUGCUGGAACCACUUGUAGAAGGAGGUAGUAAAAGUGCAGAGGGUCAUAAAACAACCCCCGAAUCUCAGGUGACAGUAAAACUACCUCCUAUAACAGAAUUUGCUGCCAUGAAGACUCAGAGCCCCCAAAAUGCAACAUCUGUGUCAGCAGAAAUAAAAAUUCCAAAUGCGGUCUCAGAUGUAGUGAAGACAACAAAAUUUAAACCUGACCCAAGGCUUAUGGAUCAUGGGCAGUCCAAACCAGAAGAUGUGGAUAUGUAUAGUACUAGAAGCUAAGGUGGCUAUUUGCAGGUCUAUGGAAACUCCUAAAGAUGUCAAAUUAAAAUGGAAGGAUUAAUGAUUGUAUGAUUGAUACUGUGUGUAGUAUAAUUUAAUCAGGUAUUUUCUAAAAUCUCAAUGUGUACAGUUUUGUCCUUGUCUGUGGCAUAUUUUGUUUCUUACCACCUAUAAGAAGUUAACAAAGAAUUCAGUAUUAUGUUAAUUAUUUUGAAUUAUGAUUAGCUUCUUGACACAGAGAAUUAGUUUUUUCUCAAUAUAUGCUUGCAGUAGAGUGUAUCAGGACUGUUAGUGCCAAGUUCUUAAUAAGCAUAAAUCACCCUUUCAGGGAAUAUUUCAAAAUGUAAAUAUAUUUCCAUUUUCCCUCCAGCCAGUUGUUUAAAGAUGGCAAGAAAUCUUCUUUCAUCUUUUGUUUUUCUCACCUUGUUUCCAUUUCUGCAGUGUUAUGGUAGCACUUGCCCACAGUGUUGGAAUAAUUAGUGCAGCUGAAAUACUAAUACAAAAGUAUCUGUACUGCUUCUAGUUAUAGGAGGCAGCCCAUGUGGAACAGAGCAUGUUUGAGGGUGGUGCUGCUGCCCUGGCAUGGUAAGUUUCCGGUAUAAACCUGCCUUAAAAAGAUGUUGGGCAGAGUGGGUGAAUCCUGAGUCCUGGUCAACUUCUUAAGUAAGAGCAUGGGUAAUUUUGCAUCUAUUCCCCCAGGUGAGUGAGUAGAUACAAAGAUAAUGGAAUAACAGUCAGCUUAUCAGAAAAUGGAUACAACCAUGGGGUUACCCAGCACCAUUGAGAAGGGAGAUCCUUUGCAAGAGAUACGGAGGAAGCUGAUGGGGAAACAAGAGGGACAAAACAGAGGUUGAUCCACGUUGUUUCCCAAGAAAUGUUGCAGAUCUCCCUGGAAUCCAUCGAGUACCUCCCCACAUUUAUUACCCUUCAACUUCUGAACUGAGGAAGGUUUUUCUAGUCAACACCCAACCUGACCUCCACACACUGAAAAAGUAGUCUGCUACUGCCCAAGGCAGGGAAAGACACAAAGGAGAGAGUGUACCCCAACAUAAUAUUUAACUUUGCUGUUUCUUAAGCACAUUGUUCCCAAGAGAAAAGUGAUGUGUUAUAAUACAAAAAGGAUUUCUAGUAGUCAAAUAGUAUCCAAGAGAUUCAUUGGACUAUCCUCUAGGUAAUUGCUUCAGAAUCCUCUAAGAUAUCUCAUGAAAUGAUGAGAGAAAAAAAAUCAAUGUAUGGCUCAUGAGGUUGUAUGUCAGCCUAUACCUUGUUAGUAGAUCACUGAAUAAGGAACUUCCACAAGAAUUUUUUACUUUUUUCCGGGGAUGGGAUGUCAUGAUGUUGUUUUCCCAGAAGAUGUUUCUGGGUGGGUGGACGUCUGUAAUGAGGUAUAUAUACCCUACCCAGCAACAACUGAAUGAGGGGCCUAAUUAAGUUGCCCGUUGUGGCCAAGCUGCCAGUUUGAAACAGCAGUGAUAAAGACUACAGCUCAGUCAGAAAGGGGCAACAGAGAAUCUGCAGGCUGCCAUAGAUAGGCUUCAGAAAUUUGAGUUGAGAGAGGUGGUUGAAGGAGCAAUCUAAUAUUAUCACAGCAUGAAAAAUGAUAGGUAAAGUAAGAGCUAUUUUGGUAAUAUGCAUGUUUACUCUAAAUAUAAAUAGGCAUGCAGGACAGUCCACACAGUACAGUAACAUUUUUGUAAUGUAUCUGUUUGGUGCAGAUAGAGAGGUGGAACAAAAUAAAAGAUGAGCCAGUCUCAAUAGUGUCUAUUUUUCUAGGAGAAAUCAUGACAGAAACUUUUAGUGGUACCUAACAAUAAUGGCAAGGAAUGCUGCUUAUGAUGUAGAGAAGAUACUUAAACUUGAUUAAUCCUUUUUAAAUGCACAACACAAGUUAGAAUUACUGGGUAUAAACGGAAGAUGUUGUAUUUUGCUAAAAGGAAAGUUGGUCAGAUCAAAUUAAUCUGAUUUUGCACACAUUUUGGAAUGGUGAGUGUGAGUCUUCAUUGUUAUUCAGUUGCCAUUCUGAGAAGAGUCUCUUUGUCAAAUUUGAAAAGAUGCCAGCCCUCUUCAGUAGAAAGAUCUGAAGCUCCACGUCUCACAUAGUACUCGAUAGACGGCUUGUUCCAGAUGACUACAAGGAAAUGCAUGCGGCUACAGUUGGUCUCAAUUGCUAUCUGUUAAAAGUAAAUAUUCUGUAUUACUUGCAAGGCACUAUUUUGGAACUCAUUUUUCAUAUUAGUUGGGAUACUGUUCUGCAUAUAGAGAAAAUGGUCUGUGUAGGAAGAGUCAUUGGUACCAUGUGAGGAACUAUUGUACACACAGUAGAUGCUGAAGCAGUUCAUUUUUUCUAACAAAUGAGUCCAUCUUCUCACAUAGAUCAGUAAACACUCAAGAAAACAGCAACACUUUGAGACUUAAUUGUCCUUGAUGACACCUUAUCUUUUAUUGCCAUCAUUGUAUUCAUGGGACCAAUGAGUCAAUAGGGUGCUGGAUUAAACAACUCUUAGUUACUGAAAAGAAAAGGGCAGUAUGAAAACCUAGUCUUUGGGUCCAAUUCUGGAGAAUUGUGUGAAACAAGUAAACAGGUUUGGAAGAACUAGAUACUCCUUCAUGAGGAGUGGCAUCUUCAGUACAAACUCUGGUGCUGAUUCACAGCUGCUAGUAUCGCAUAAUGGCUGAGAGUUGCUCUGCUGUUUUGUAUAGGAGUUUAGAUCAAGCAUGUGUCCUGGCCAACAUAUUAUAUUUACCUAAAUCCAAGGUGACUUCAACAUUUAAGAUGAUUUCCACCCCCUCCCCCCAUUAGAUUCUAUACGUGGAAAAUGUAUAAAUGUGUUGUUAUUUUCUAUGUAUAGAAUUUAAUUACUGUCAUCUUAAAUUUGUCCCUUCUACCAUUACCCUGCUGUCUGUGUCCCGCCCCACCAUUAAAUGCUUGUGCCCCUAGCACCUGCUGCACGCUGCUACUUGCCACCCCUGCUGCCACUUGCCCUCAGUUGCUGCUCCAGCUCUGGCCCCCACCCAGCCAGAUGGUAGCAGUGGCAGCUCUGGCACUGGGACCCUAGGAAAAACACAACUUUAUAAAAUCUACAUUCUCCAUGUUUGUCAUGUUAGUCCUUAAUGUGGAUUCUGUAAAAUGAAUGCACAGAUAAAAAUCUUACAUUCUACCAUAAUAAAAUGAGGAAAAUGACUGUUUAAA